AAGUCUAAAUCAGUUCAUGAAUAGUUUAUAUACAGAUGCAGGAGGGAGCAAAUAACGGUGUGCUGGCGUGUUCGAUCAUGACCUCCCAGUUGGCAGCUGAUCCAGCUCAAGCUGUUUGUAUGAAAAAGCCAACCAGCCAUCAUAGGGCGGUCCCGAGCUGAACACCAAACCAGUCAUCAGAGGGGGUACAUUAUCCAACACUCCCAGACCUUAACUUUUAACAUAAUUUUAACCCUGAGGAAACAGCAGCCUCCAGGAGUGAGAGAGUGUGAGGAUUACAGUAGGAGUGAUGUCCUGAGAUUACUCAGUAUCUAAAUAAAGCCCAGCACUGAGGAAGUCUGUUUAUCCGAGACUGAGCAGAGACUGGACUAUUACCUGUGAGCACAAUGACUGCGCUGUAUCACACAUUCCUGCUAUUUACAGUCAGUAUGGCUUCCCUGCAGCCACAGAGGUCUUCACGGAGCAAAAGAGGUUUGCUGGAACUAGCUGGCGUGAUCAAGUGCAGCACGGGACGAUCAGCUUUAACUUAUGUGAUGUAUGGAUGUUACUGUGGUCUCGGGGGUCAAGGGUGGCCCAGAGACAGAGCAGACUGGUGUUGCCACAAACAUGACUGCUGUUAUGGGGAUGCAGAAUUCGCAGGCUGUCAGACAAAAACGGACAGGUAUCAGUGGACGUGUGAAGAAGAGGAGGUUGACUGCGAUGCACUUAAUGACAGAUGUGCGAAAAUCCUCUGCCGAUGUGACAGGGAAACAGCCAGAUGCCUCCGAAAGGCACCGUACAACCAGAAAUAUGCUCUGUGGCCAGAUUUCCUCUGUGGAUGUAUUCAUCCUACCUGCAACAUUUACUAAUGCCAGUAUAAAAUUUGGUAAACAAAUCUUUUUGAGCUUGUAUUGUAUGUUUGAUGCUUAUUAUAGACUUUAUAUUGUUCAAAUAAUUUCCAUUUUCUACAUAAAUUUGUAUUUUAUAUUUACAUAGUUGACAUUCAAAAGUGAAUGGAUUAAA
Sinocyclocheilus anshuiensis is the source of this 1002-nucleotide messenger RNA. Its product is annotated as group 10 secretory phospholipase A2-like. Bases 387 to 848 code for a protein of 153 amino acids. Gene Ontology annotation, molecular function: calcium ion binding; phospholipid binding. Lineage: Eukaryota; Metazoa; Chordata; Actinopteri; Cypriniformes; Cyprinidae. The record is from RefSeq and is a predicted model, not a curated record. Gene Ontology annotation, biological process: arachidonate secretion; lipid catabolic process; phospholipid metabolic process. The transcript is spliced from 4 exons.